CUCUCCUCCAUCUUUUCUAGAAGAAAAAAAUUUUUUUUCUUCAACAACGACAAGGUUUCUGGUUGGUAUUUUACCUUGUUUUUAUUGUGUGGGACAAUCAGGGGGGUUUCUAUAGGAGAAAUAACCUCUUGAGCGUUUGGCAGUUCCAAAACCAUUCCAACUCUUUCCUUCAAUAGGGCAAUUUACUAGCCCAAGACCCAGUGGCCAUAGGUCCCGAAAUCAGUCGGUUAACUGUUCGGACGUUGAAAUACCCCGAUAUGUCCAGAUUUCCUUUUUACCUUCACAAAAGGCACUUUUCGAGUCUCUCUCAAUUUCCCUUAUUUUUCAGAUUUUCUUUUAAAAAAUGAAAACUUGUCAAAUUUGUCCCAGUCAGGGACUUGAGGCUACUCACUUUGAAAACGGAAAACAAUUGCGAGAACACUUGAUUGAGGCAAAUUUUUAAUUUUUUCUUAAAAUGACAAAAUAUCCCACUUUUCUAGAAUCACUCAAAAAUCGUCGCCCAAACUUUUUUAACGCCCAAAGUCAACGACAAAAUACAUUUAUGGCUUUUGGCCAGCGUGGAUUAUUCAACACAGUCCACUUCAAAUGGCACAAAUGACAUUCAAGCAAAUAAGCAAAAUACUAAAUUAUUCACUGUCGAAAACACCAAAACCAAAGACCAACAGAAUGGUGACGCGUUAAUGCUACUCAAAGGCUUCUUGGAAUCCGUUGCUGAAAAUAAUGAUGGUGGAGAGCAGGAAAAACAAUUUUGUGAGGAGGAAAGAGGGGAGGAAGAAAUGAAAGAAGAGGUGACUGAGGAGGUGAAUGAGGAGGUAGAAGAAGAAGGGAAACGAGAAGAAGAACAGCCAACCACUUCUAGCAAUAUUUUAGUUGCUAGUGGAGAAGAGGAACAACAGCAGCAGGCAACUGACGAGCUUGAUUUCUUCGCUCCCCUCAAAUCCCUGCUACUUUCUUCAACGUUAGAUUCAGCCCAAGGAAGUGGCACCUCCACACCUUCACGUGCUGCAGUUGUGGAUUCUAAAGCUAUAAGAAAAGCGCAUUGUCAAGUAUGCGAUUUGGAUAUAUGUUCUACUGCACGUCAACGGCAUGUAUAUAUGGUGCAUUUGAAGAAGAAGGACCUAUUUAAAUGCAGAUUAUGUGAAUAUACAAAUUCAAAUUCAUUAUGGGAAGUUCAGAAACACACACGGAUGCAGCAUUCUUCCGAUAUAAGGCCUAUCAGCCAGGAAGAGAAACACAAACUGGAAAUACAGAUGUGGGGUCAUCUUUGCUUUCCCGAAUGGAAACAAAAGCCUCAAAAAAGAAAAUAUCAAACAGAGGAGGAAUUGACUGAGGUAAAGGAGGAAGACAGAAAAGAAGAGGUGUUUCAAAAACGAAAAAUGAAAAAGGAGGAAAAAUUGGAAGAGCCUGAGGAAGACAAGGAGGAAGAAGAUGAUGGAGGGAGAGCAUCCACAACAACUACAAGUGCUGGGGGAGGGGAUGGAGAAGGAAGCAGUAAUGAUGUAAAUGAUCGUUUGUGUCAUCUUUGCAUGGAGGAAUCAAAAUACCCUGGAAGACAUAUUGCUCAACGCCAUUUAAAUCAACCUCUCUAUGAAUGCCCUGUUUGUUUUAAAUUUGGAAGUUAUGAAAGUUGCACUGUUGUAAAGGUUUUAGUUUUCUACUGUUUAGACGUUAUGCCACGAGUUACCCGGACUUUUUUCCGUUCCGAAGUCCGAUUCUGCUUUUUUUUCAAUCCGUGA
Meloidogyne enterolobii is the source of this 1736-nucleotide messenger RNA. NCBI's taxonomy places the organism in Eukaryota, Metazoa, Nematoda, Chromadorea, Rhabditida, Meloidogynidae. The record is from the annotation of a GenBank genome assembly.